GCUUUUGAUUUGCAUUUUAAUGAUGUGAAGGAUGCAUCUGUAGAUAGAGACUUAGAAGAUCAAGAAGGCAGUGACCUUGGAUUAACAAGUCAAAGAUUAGUGGGAAGUUCAGCACCUGUCAGUAUUGCAAGUUCUCUUGUUCGUUCCUCGUCUUUACAUUCGUCAUCAUCCCUUUCAACUUCUCCACUCAGUUCUCUCUCACAAUCGGUGUCUCAGUCUUUUGUUUCAUCCACUACAGCUCCUUUCCACCAGCUGCCUUUGAAGACAGAACAUAGCAUGUUAGGCACCUCAGCUUCUUCUCACAACUCUUUAGGUUUAAAUGGUGUUACAGGGAGCACUUGGGACUUUGUAACUGGGAAUUUCUCUCCUAGUCCAUCCCCAGUACUAAGCAGUGGCACUGCCCCAUCAAUAAGUUCAAAUGCCACUGGGAAUGAACUAACUCAAGUUAGACAGGAACUUGAUGAUGCCAAGAGAAAACUAAAACAAUGGGAAGAAUCUUGGCAACAGGUAAAACAGGCAUGCGAUGCGUGGCAGAAGGAGGCUCAAGAAGCAAAAGAACGUGCUGACAUCGCAGAUGCGGACAAACAGCUCGCUCUUCAGAAGAAGGAGGAAGUGGAAAACAAAAUAAAGAAGCUAAAGGCGCAGUUAGCUGCUUGUCUGUCUACUACGCUACCUUAUAUGAAAAAGCAUGGAGAUAUAGAUAAGAUAUCAUUGCCAAAGCUUCGUUCCUUACAAAAUCAGCUGCACUUAGAUUUAGAAACAAUAGAUGAGGUGAUUUUUCAGCUUCAAUCAAAGAAGUGUAUCCUGUGUCAGGAAGGUGAUUGUAGUAUUACCCUGAAUCCACGUCAGCAUUAUGUACUUUGUGAUCACUGUGCAGCUGCACAAGAGGAAUGUCCCUGCUGCCAGAAAAAAAAAAAUCUGUG
Messenger RNA from Nestor notabilis (Kea), 923 nucleotides. RefSeq names its product putative E3 ubiquitin-protein ligase UNKL. The annotation marks the transcript as partial. Lineage: Eukaryota; Metazoa; Chordata; Aves; Psittaciformes; Psittacidae. The record is from RefSeq and is a predicted model, not a curated record. The transcript is spliced from 5 exons.